Scatophagus argus is the source of this 4347-nucleotide messenger RNA. RefSeq names its product eukaryotic translation initiation factor 5B (gene eif5b). Gene Ontology annotation, molecular function: GTPase activity; translation initiation factor activity; GTP binding. Lineage: Eukaryota; Metazoa; Chordata; Actinopteri; Scatophagidae. Bases 124 to 3738 code for a protein of 1204 amino acids. The record is from RefSeq and is a predicted model, not a curated record. The transcript is spliced from 26 exons.
AUCGGAGAGUAAGAGAAAAGCGACAGAGUGAGUCUUCUGUACAAGUCAGAUUGUAGGCGAUCUUUGAUGAGAGCCGUCGUGUGUGUCGGCUAGCGGAGAGAACCGGAGAACCGCAGCUGCAGGAUGGGGAAGAAACAGAAGAAAUCCGGAGAGGACAGUGCCAAAGAUGACAGCAUCGACAUCGACGCUCUGGCGGCAGAGAUCGAAGGAGCUGGAGCCUCUAAGGAACCAAAAGGGAAGAAGAAGAAGAAAGGAGCCAAGAAGGACGACUUUGAUGAGGACGACAUCCUGAAGGAAUUGGAGGAGCUGUCUCUGGAGACUCAGGGAGGGAAGGCGAAGAAAACAGACACCACAGAGGAAGUGGAGAGCGUUGAGCCUCCCAAACCAGAGAAGAAGAAAACCAGGAAGGGGAAGAAGGGCGGAGCCAGCCCUGAGGAUGAGGAGGGCGAUGAAGGUCAGCUCAAUGACGAGAGGAACGAAGAGCAGAAAGACAAGGCAGCUCCUGCUGGUCCUCCCUCUGACUCUGAAGAGGACAGCAGCUCGCGUUCCGGCCUAAAGACCAAAGACGGCAAGAAAGGGCGUAAAAAGGCGUCGGUGUCAGACGAGGAGGAGGACAGAGACGAAGGUGAAGGUGUGAGGAAAGGGGGACGAGGAAAGGAGGACGACGAGUCAGAGGACGAGGAGUUCACCUCCAGGAGCGACAAAAAGAAGAGCAAGAACAAAGGCAAGGCAGCGAAGGUCGAGGGUGAGGAUGACAACAAGGAGGAUGAUGAGGAGGAAGGAGGGGGCUUUAAGAUGAAGACGGCGGCACAGAAGAAGGCGGAGAAGAAAGAGAGGGAGAGGAAGAAGAAGGAGGAGGAGAGGAUGAAGCAGAAGAAGCUGAAGGAGAGGGAGAAGGAGGAGGCCAGCACGGAGCCCAAGAAAGAAUCAGACAAGAAGACGACAGAGGCCACACCCCCUCAGAUAGCUCCUCCUGCAGCAGUGACGGAGGACCCGGAAGGGGCGGAGCCAGCAGCAGAGGACGAUGCCGAGGGCGACAAAAAGAAGAAAGACAAGAAGAAGAAGAAGGGAGAGAAGGAGGAGAAGAAGAAGGGGCCCAGCAAGGCCGUAGUGAAGGCCAUGCAGGAAGCGCUGGCCAAGAUGAAGGAGGAGGAGGAGCAGGCCAGGAAGGAGGAGGAGGAGCGGCUGAGGAGGCUGGAGGAGCUGGAGAGGCAGAGGCAGGAGCAGGAGCGUCUGGAGCAGGAGCGCAGGGAGAAGAAGAAGCAGAAGGAGAAGGAGAGGAAGGAGCGUCUGAAGAAGGAGGGGAAGCUGCUGACUAAAUCCCAGAGGGAGGCCCGAGCUCGGGCCGAGGCCACGCUGAAGAUGCUUCAGGCUCAGGGUGUUGAAGUGCCAUCCAAAGACUCGAUGCCAAAGAAGAAGCCGGUUUACGGAGACAAGAGGAAGAAGAAGCCCAACGCCCAAACCCCCGAAGAAACCUCAGAGGUCACCUCGCCGACGUCGGAGACUCCAGAGCCUGUUGCCAUGGAGACGGAGGCUGAGAGUCCAGCGGCGGAGCCAGAGGUGAAGCCGGACGCCGCCGUGGACGACUGGGAGGCCAUCGCCACCGACGAGGAGAAAGAGUUGAAGAAAGUCCACAUCGAGGUGAAGGAGGAGACGGCCGCACCUCCUCAGCCUGCAGGCAGCGAGGAAGACGAGGAGGAGGAAGACGACGAAGAGGACGAGGAGGACGAGGAGGAAGACGAUGACGAGGAGGAGGACAGCGACGAGGAAGGCGAGGGGGAGAGGGAGGCGACGGCGGCAGGUCAGACGAAGAGGAGGGCAGCGAAGGAGAGCGAGGAGGAGAGCAGCGAGAGCGACGAUGACGACAGCAGGACGAAGGAGGAGCGACUGUACGACCGAGCCAAGAGGAGGAUAGAGAAACGAAAAGCGGAGAACCUGAAGAACACAGACGUGGACAGACUGAGAGCCCCGGUGGUCUGUGUGCUGGGACACGUCGACACGGGAAAGACCAAGAUCCUCGACAAGCUGCGACACACUCAUGUUCAGGACGGUGAGGCUGGAGGAAUCACACAGCAGAUCGGAGCCACAAAUGUCCCCAAAGAGACGAUCGAGGAGCAGACGAAGAUGGUUAAAAACUUUGACAAAGAAAACCUGAAGAUCCCCGGCAUGCUGAUCAUCGACACACCAGGACAUGAAUCCUUUAGUAACCUGAGGAACAGGGGCAGCUCUCUGUGUGACAUCGCCAUCCUGGUGGUGGACAUCAUGCAUGGCCUGGAGCCUCAGACCCUCGAGUCCAUCAACCUGCUGAAGGAGAAGAAGUGUCCCUUCAUCGUUGCCCUGAACAAGAUCGACCGUCUGUAUGACUGGAAGAAGAGUCCGGACACUGACGUCGUGGCCACGCUGAAGAAGCAGAAGAAGAACACCAAGGACGAGUUUGACGAGAGAUCCAAGGCCAUCAUCGUGGAGUUCGCUCAGCAGGGUCUCAAUGCCGCCUUGUUCUACGAGAAUAAGGACCCCCGCACGUUCGUGUCGUUGGUUCCAACCUCGGCCCACAGCGGCGAUGGGAUGGGAAAUCUCAUCGCCCUGUUGGUGGAGCUCACUCAGACCAUGUUAGCCCGCCGACUGGCACACUGCGACGAGCUGCGAGCUCAGGUCAUGGAGGUGAAAGCCCUGCCUGGGAUGGGAACCACGAUAGACGUCAUCCUGAUUAACGGCCGUCUGCGGGAGGGAGAGACCAUCAUCGUUCCCGGGGUGGAGGGACCAAUCGUAACGCAGAUCAGAGGCCUGCUGCUGCCGCCUCCUCUGAAGGAGCUCAGAGUGAAGAAUCAGUACGAGAAGCACAAGGAGGUGUCCACGUCUCAGGGUGUGAAGAUUCUGGGUAAAGACCUGGAGAAGGCGCUCGCGGGACUCCCCCUGCUGGUGGCUUACAAGGAUGAUGAAAUCCCUGUCCUGAGGGAUGAACUGGUGCGGGAGCUCAAACAGACUCUGAGCUCCAUCAAACUGGAAGAGAAGGGAGUUUACGUCCAGGCAUCCACACUGGGGUCUCUGGAGGCUCUGCUCGAGUUCCUCAGAACGUCCAAGGUCCCCUACGCGGGGAUCAACAUCGGUCCAGUUCAUAAGAAGGACGUGAUGAAGGCGUCGACGAUGCUGGAACACGACCCGCAGUACGCGGUGAUCCUGGCUUUUGACGUGAAGGUGGAGAGGGAGAGUCAGGAGAUGGCUGACAGCCUGGGAGUUCGGAUCUUCUCAGCUGAAAUCAUCUACCAUCUGUUCGAUGCCUUCACCAAGUACAGAGAGGACUACAAGAAGGCCAAACAGGACGAGUUCAAGCACGUCGCCGUGUUCCCCGUCAAGCUGCGAGUUCUUCCUCAGUUCAUCUUCAACUCCAGAGAUCCCAUCGUGAUGGGCGUGACUGUCGAGGCCGGAGUCCUGCGACAGGGGACGCCGCUCUGUGUCCCCAGCAAAGGGUUUGUGGACAUCGGCGUGGUCACCAGCAUCGAGAUGAAUCACAAGUCCGUCGACAGCGCCAAGAAAGGCCAGGAGAUCUGCGUCAAGAUCGAGCCCAUUCCCGGGGAGUCGCCCAAGAUGUACGGCCGCCAUUUUGAAGCCACCGACAUCAUUGUCAGCAAGAUCACUCGUGCGUCCAUCGACGCCCUGAAGAGCUGGUUCAGAGACGAGAUGCAGAAAAGUGAUUGGCAGCUGAUCAUGGAGCUGAAGAAGACCUUCGAGAUCAUCUAAGGGGCCUGAACACACACAUUCACACACGCUCACACACACACUUUCUCCUGCGGUGACAAGACGACGACGGGAGGACAAAAAGUCAAAAGAAAAAAAAGAUGUGAAAGUGUUUUUCUGUGAGAAACGAACUGUUUUUUCCACUGUUGUAAACAGUGAUAGUUUAGAACACACACACACACACACACACACACACACACACACACACUCAGUAUUCCAACGUGCCUGUUCUUCAGCAUCAACAUUGUGUUAUUAUUUUUUUCUUCUUCUCUGCUCUGAUUUGUGGCUGCUGCUUCCUGUCUGCCCCCCCCACCCCACCCCCCCACCCAGACUGAGGCUAACGAGCUUAACGAGUUAGUGAGCUCAGCCACGCCAGGUGCAUUAUGGGAUUGUACAGAGCAGCACCAGGGCUGCUUGUCUUUUCACUAAACUCCAAAUCACUGAAGCAGCAGCACCCACGCCGCCGACUUUAAAGACUUCAGAGCGCUGACUGUCGGCCAUGUUGGAGGGCGGAGGGUUGGGUCGCAGAGGGUGUCGCCUCUGGGAGAUUUUAAACUGUUUCUGCUGCAACUGUUGAUGUAAUAAAUUGCCCUGAUUCUGAUGAAACCUGCA